Messenger RNA from Talaromyces amestolkiae, 1161 nucleotides. RefSeq lists its product as uncharacterized. Gene Ontology annotation, molecular function: O-methyltransferase activity. NCBI's taxonomy places the organism in Eukaryota, Fungi, Ascomycota, Eurotiomycetes, Eurotiales, Trichocomaceae. The record is from RefSeq and is a predicted model, not a curated record. The transcript is spliced from 4 exons. The coding region runs from base 1 to 1161 and encodes 386 amino acids.
AUGGCGGAAAUUGCUUCAACUUUGCAUUCAAUCUCAAAAGAGUCCUUCACCUCCGAGUCUGAUCGUCAACAGGCUGUUAGGGAGGCGCGAGCCCUAAUUGCCCGCCUUGAGUCGCCGUGGGAAACAGCUUUUCGUCAAUCAUGGAUUGAGCCAUCACGUAUGGCUUGUUUAGAAAUAGGCAAUAAAAUUGGUCUAUGGGCUAAAUGGGUCGCUGAUGGCAGCGCUCCUAAGACUGUGGAAGAAAUUUCCAACCUUGUCACUUGUGACAUUCAGCUACUUUCCCGAAUUAUCUGGCAGCUGGCUGGUACAAAUCUGCUCAAAGUUGUCAAGCCCGGAGUCUUUGGUCUCACCCCAUUCGCCGCAGCUCUCGGAAGUGGCCCUCAAAUUGCAAGCACCGUCACCUUGUACUUUGACGUUCAGGGGCCUGCUCUACAUACACUCCCGAGUUACGUGGAGGAUCUUGGCUUCAAGAACCCGACUGAUCAAGCCAAUGGCUCUUUUGCCAAAUGGGCCAAAGCUCCUCUCUGGGAGUGGCUGAAGGAGCAUCCUGACGCCGAGAAAGUCAUUGGCACUGUCAUGCAGACUUAUGCCGGAAACAGACCGACUCUUUCUCAUAUUUACCCUACUGAUAAGUUACUAAGCGGCCUUACUGAUCAAAGUAGCGUUGUUCUGGUUGAUGUUGGUGGUAGUCUGGGUCAUGAUCUGCUCUCCUUCUCGAAAAUCUCGGAUUUCAAGCCGGAAACUCUCGUGCUUCAAGAUCGAGCUCCUGUGCUUGAGAAUGCAGGAGAGCUUACUCCAGCAAUCAAGAAGAUGGAGUAUGAUUUUUUCACACCUCAGCCAGUUGAAGGUGCUGCAGCCUAUUACCUACAUUUCAUUCUUCAUGAUUGGCCUGACGCAGAUUGCAAGAAGAUUCUCAGUAAUCAGAAAGCAGGAAUGAAGAAAGGCUACAGCAAAUUACUUCUUCAUGAAGUUGUCCUUGAUGCGAAUGAGCCCAAGGAGACCGGUACCUCUUCUGACAUUGCAAUGAUGGCAAUGGUCUCCGGUAUGGAGAGAACUGAAGCACAGUGGACUGCUUUGCUGGAAGAGUCGGGCUUCAAGAUUGUCCAAAUCUAUCACCAUGGCCUCGGUGCCGAGUCUGUCAUCGAGGCAGAAAUUGCAUAG